AUGUGGGCACAGUUUCUGUUUGUCCUGUCUCUGUGUUUCUGGGAGAAAGCUGAAAGCCCCGCUCACUGCUCUCUGUGCAGGGAACCAUCACAGCAGACAAACUUCAAAACCAGUAUUCUUCUGAAAAAUCUGGUGUCCAUUGCCAGAAAAGCCAGUCUCCGGCAAUUCCUGAGCUCUGAGGAACACAUGUGUGCUUUACACAAGGAGACAAAGCAGAUCUUCUGUGAAGACAGCAGGAGCCUGCUCUGUUUGCUCUGCUCCAGCUCUCAGGAGCACGAGGCUCACAGACACUGCUCCAUUGAAGAGGCUGCUGAGGAAUCCCGGACUUAUCUAAAUGGACAGCAAGAUGAAACCAGAGAUUUUUAUGAGACUCUGCAACUGGUUCUCUAUGAGGAAGAAGAACAAUAUUUAGAGAAUCUUUUUAAGGAAGGCUCAAAAAUGUUUGAGCAACUGGAGAAAUGUGGAGCCAAAAUGAUAGAGAAGGAGAUAAGCCUAAGGGCAACGUAUGAGGAGCUCAUGCACCUGUGCCAUAAACCAGAUGGAGAGCUGCUCCAGGAAUUAGGGGACAAAUUGACAAGGAGUGAGCGGCCUCUGCAACCACAACUGCCUGCACGACCCAUCACUGGACUGGUGGACAGGCUCAACCACUUCCGAGUGGAAAUUUCCUUCACCAAUGAAAUAACCAACCACAAUAUCAGGCUGCUUGAUGACGUGAGAAGUCUGAGUUUUAGGCAUGACAGUUAUUACGCAUCUCAGGAUCCGGGAACAUGUAACUAUUACGCUGCAUGGGGAGCCCAGGUCUUCCCCUCUGGCAAACAUUAUUGGGAGCUGCACGUAGAUGACUCUUGGGACUGGGCUGUAGGGGUCUGUAAGGAGUCCUGUCUAAGGAAGAAUGGCACACUGAUUGGGUCUCAGGACACAUUUCUCCUUUUAUGUCCGAAGGAGGAUAAUUGUUAUACUCUCUGGACCACCGCCCCAAUGACUCGUCAGUUCAUAGAGAAACCUCUGGGCAGGGUUGGUGUGUGCCUUGAUGCUGACAGUGGAAGUGGAACUUUUGUGGAUGUUGCGAAGUGAUCUCUCAUAAACAUUCCUGCAUUAAGCCUCAGUUUCCCUUUCAGGCCGUUCACUUACACCAGCCGUUCAUGA
This is a messenger RNA of Rhinolophus ferrumequinum (greater horseshoe bat), 1146 nucleotides long. Its product is annotated as tripartite motif-containing protein 43-like. Gene Ontology annotation, molecular function: zinc ion binding; protein binding. The transcript is spliced from 6 exons. The record is from RefSeq and is a predicted model, not a curated record. Lineage: Eukaryota; Metazoa; Chordata; Mammalia; Chiroptera; Rhinolophidae.